CUCAACUCCCUCCUCUCCUUCUCCUUCCUUCCAUAAAUUUCUCUAUGCUCCUCCAUGCCCGUGCCCAAUUCUUUUUACCAGAAAAGGAAAAGUUUGGAAGGAGAAGAGCAGCACAAGCAGCUGCCCUCCACUACCUCACUCCACUCUCGCUCACUCUGCUCUCACUCCCCUCUACCUACUUGCUCCGGAGAGUGAGAGCCCCUCCCAGCCAUCUCCUCCUCGUCCUCUGCCAUGAGCGCGAGAACCCCGGAGUAAUUCCAGGAGCAGUGGAGCCUGUUGAGAGGUGGUGUUUUGAUCUGCUUGCUCCAAGAAUCUCUCUUUGAUCUCUGCGGUGGAGUAUUUUGGUUCCACAGUUGUUGCUGGAGAGAUGCUGGAGGAAACGGCAUUGCAAUGGUGGUCUGAUCUUCUGCCAGCAAUGGAGUGAAUACUACUGGUCUGUUUUCUUGUCCUGACCUGGGAAUCUUGACUACUGCGGGAUGGCUUAUUCUGGAUUAAGGCAUGGCGGCGUCGGGAGCUCCUCUCGGCCGGGGCAUGGCCUCAAGGGCCCGGCUAAUUCGGUUGAGAUUCUUGGGAGGGAGAUGCUGGAAAUGCAAUUGAGGGAUGCCAAGCCAGAUGUUGAUGAUGAAAAAGACAUUGAACGAGAUGUAACCGAUGGCUCUAGUGCUGAAGCUGGUCACAUAAUAGCUACGACAAUUCGGGGCCGAAAUGGUCUACCUAAACAGUCGGUCACUUACAUUGCUGAACAUGUGGUUGGAACUGGUUCUUUUGGGGUUGUAUAUCAGGCAAAAUGUCGAGAAACAGGAGAAAUUGUUGCCAUAAAGAAGGUUCUUCAAGAUAAACGUUACAAGAAUAGGGAAUUGCAAAUUAUACAUAUGCUGGAUCAUCCUAAUAUUGUUGGUCUUAAGCAUUACUUCUUCUCAACCAGUGAAAGGGAUGAACUUUACCUCAAUCUUGUCCUUGAGUAUGUUCCAGAGACAGUAAACCGGAUUGCGAGACAGUACAACAGAAUGAAUCAACGGAUGCCCCUCAUAUGUGUCAAACUCUAUACUUACCAGAUAUGCCGAGCACUUGCUUACAUACAUAACUGUGUUGGCAUCUGCCACCGUGAUAUAAAACCACAGAAUGUUCUUGUUAACCCACAUUCACACCAGCUCAAAAUAUGUGAUUUUGGGAGUGCAAAAGUUUUGGUCAAAGGAGAGCCCAACAUCUCCUACAUAUGCUCAAGAUAUUACAGGGCACCAGAGCUCAUAUUUGGUGCAACUGAAUAUACUACUGCCAUUGAUUUGUGGUCUACAGGCUGUGUCAUGGCAGAGCUUCUGCUUGGACAGCCUCUGUUUCCUGGGGAAAGUGGAGUUGAUCAGCUGGUCGAGAUUAUCAAGGUUUUGGGUACUCCAACAAGGGAAGAGAUCAAAUGCAUGAAUCCGAACUACACAGAGUUCAAAUUCCCUCAAAUUAAGGCUCAUCCAUGGCACAAGGUUUUCCAAAAAAGGCUUCCACCUGAAGCAGUGGACCUUGUAAGCAGGUUUCUGCAAUACUCGCCAAAUCUUCGGUGCACUGCUAUGGAAGCCUGCAUGCACCCUUUCUUUGAUGAGUUGAGAGAUCCAAACACUCGUCUACCUAAUGGGCGUCCACUUCCUCCUCUCUUCAACUUCAGAUCUCAAGAGCUGAAUGGCAUCCCUCAGGAAGCCGUUGAACGUCUGGUUCCCGAGCACGCAAGAAGGCAGAGCUUGUUCAUGGCGCUGCGCACCUAGUUUUCUAGCUCUUCUUUUUCGCAGUUUUUUUUUUCUCUUCCUUCCUGAGGGAAGCUUGUAAAGCUGUAGUAGCUUCUCUGUUCCUUCUCAGUGUUGAUAAGGUGUUUGGCUAGAGUUGUCCAUGUUGUUGUUCAUGACAGGAUGUGAGGUUGGAGAAGAAGAAAGAGGCUUUGUGCUUGUGCUUGGUGUGUUUGUGCAGUUGGUUUUGAGGUUGGAAAUGGAAUUCUUCAUGGGUUUCAGUGUGUGUGGGAGGCUUGUAAAGCUGUGUGAUUCCUCCAGUUAUCUUUUGGUUUGAUGCUUGUGUGCAGUAACCGGUACUUGGUUCAACUUCACAGUGGUUUGGUCGUGCAAAUGUCAUUCACAAUUCACAAAGAUUAUUACUCCCUCCUAUAU
Molecule: messenger RNA, 2144 nt
Organism: Oryza brachyantha (malo sina)
Lineage: Eukaryota; Viridiplantae; Streptophyta; Magnoliopsida; Poales; Poaceae
Product: shaggy-related protein kinase kappa-like
Exons: 13
Coding region: 477-1751 (424 amino acids)
Biological process (GO): protein phosphorylation; signal transduction
Cellular component (GO): cytoplasm
Molecular function (GO): ATP binding; protein serine/threonine kinase activity
Source: RefSeq, a predicted model, not a curated record